Spirometra erinaceieuropaei is the source of this 9580-nucleotide messenger RNA. Lineage: Eukaryota; Metazoa; Platyhelminthes; Cestoda; Diphyllobothriidea; Diphyllobothriidae. The record is from the annotation of a GenBank genome assembly.
AUGGACGAUCCACGUGGUACACGGCUAUAAACAAAUAAUUUUAGUCUUUUAGACAAAGAGAACCCAGCAGUUUCAAAAUAUCAACUAGGUUAGCCCUAUUUCGAAAUCGCAUAUUUUACAUAGCCGCUGAGUUAUAUGAAGCUAAUCAGGCCCAACAGGAAGAAAUAGAAAAGAAGGUCUGUGUACGGUUUCUUACGUUUUUGAAGAUCAAGGAAAGUGGGCCGCUAGUGACAGAAGUUUUGCCGUUGUCAACGCUUUCUGUGGACUUCAGUGGACACGAUGUUUAUCUAGAGAAACUUGAGGUAAUCGGUCCCACCUACACUUCAUCCCUCUAUAAGAGUUAACUAUUUAUUUAAAUACGGUUUUUUAGGAUAUAACCAUAAAACAAAGCCAGAUCGAAUUUGAUUUAUUCUAACCAAUGUUAGUACUUAAGUGUUGGGAGUCAUUGAGAAAGGAUGAACGGAAAGGUUUUUUCGUUCCUCGUAUUUUUGUGAAUUGCUGGCUUCAUUUCGUUACAUUAUGCUUUGUAAGUUAGGGGGACUCUUCGGCCUGUAUUUUCUGUUUGGGUAGUUUAUGAGAAAUCUCUUAAUGCCGUACUUAUUUUCCCACAAUCCUCUCCUUACUUAUACACGAUCGUAAUCUACUACUUAAUCAAUAGCAUAAUCGAACGCUUGAGAUGGUUUCGCAUUCGUCAGGUUAGCUUCUUUUUAUAAUAUUUAUGAUGGCGAAACUUCACCUGCAAAAUAUUUGCGUGCCCAUUUUGACCUUACGAAAAGAGCCGACCGCAAUUUUAGGAAUUUUCUCGACAACCACAGGACCUAACUCUACCUAAGUUGUUUGCGGUCACCACCGCAAAUUACCGACUCGAGUACAUCAUUACAAUACUAACAGACGCGGCCCUAUCAUGGCUUUACGACUGUAUUCUAAGAUGCUUUCCUACAGGCAGACCUUUCCUUUGAGUUGUGUUCAGCAAACCUUCGUUUUUUGGCCAUGUUCAGCUACUCAAAGAACUGUACGUUGGCAUCAGACGUGUUCGACGCGAUGGGAACUGCUGUUAUCGAGCGUUCGGUUUUGCGCUCAUUGAGUAUUUUCUGAAGAAUAACAAAGCGGAGGAAGCGAAACGGUAUGCUUUCAACCGACGAUUCCGAUUGACUCCUUCCUUCUUCUAUUUGCUCUGGGGGUGUUUGUGUUAAAAUGUGUGGCAUGAUAGACAUCAUGUAGCACCUCCGGUUUUCCUUUCUCAUCCCUGGUUUUUGAUCACAACCUGAGUCUUUUUUUAUCCUUCCGAAUCCCCUUGUCACUUAGCAACUUCUAGGAUAGUAUUUGGCCCUAUGACACAACUACCACUUACUAAUUCGCCUGCUGCUUACUUAUCCGGGAGACCAUUUACUUCUAAAGACAAGUUUUAAAUUAAGUUCUGUCAUCGAAGGCCCUACAAGUCUGCCUCAGACUCCGCUAUAUUAUGCUUUCUGCCAGAUCAAGCAAAAGACCAUGCUUUUCUUGAUGGGUUAUUCAGUCUUAUCUGCUCGGCUUCUAAAGUAAAUUUUCAUAUCACAGCAUUGCCCAUCAGGUACAUGUGGACAGUUCGUUAGUCCACCAUUUUGUCUUCUUAAUACGUGUGAAAUGCAAGGGUUGCUUGCGUCCGGUCAUCUGUACCCUGGGAAUACUACAUAAAAAUGUCUGCGCAAAUAACUGCAAUAGUGGUCGGCAUACUUGGAUGCGUUGAUAUUUUGUUCUGGGGAACGUGCGUUUACUACACUUAGUCCUUCUUGCCUACAUUGAGCCAGAAUAGAGGGAAAAUGUAAAAUUUUUAUGACGGCUGGAGUGAGACUAGGUAAGCAAAAUCUUGAGACUCAUUCACACAUUACCUUCAACCGCGGUCAGCUGUACCAUGUCUUUGACUCAAACUUUUCAUAAACCGCUAUCUAAUGUAGUCAUCUCAGCUCUACCCUAGCUAAAAUUUUAUGUUAAUUAAAUAUCAUUAUCAUCCGACUCAUUUCAAAUUUGGAGCUAGGCGGUCAGGCAAUAGUAUUGAUAAAAACGACGACAAGCCCAAUCACCUGCCCUAGCUCGACUGAAAGAAACCCAAAAUUUAGUUGACACAAGUGCGUUUCUCCGAACUAUGGACCGGAAAAUGUCAAAAGGCUCUUUGAAUAUCCUUUAUUGAUUCUUACAGCAAACAUUGAGUCACACGUCAUCCGCUCUCACAGCCAACUGAUGGGGUAUCUUGAUCCUACUCUGGACCGACGGUCAGUCUGUAAUGGUACAUUAGUGCUGUCUUCGGGAAACACCCGCUUCUGUGAGACCCAAGGCACACCUUUAAAGGAGCCUGACACAUGUGAAGUUGGGGACCAGGUCGUGUAUGGUGUGCUUACAGGGACCGUUUAAUUUUUUUCAGUGUCUGCGCCUACCGGUUGUCUUGUCACUGAUUUGCCAUGGAGAGAUAGUGACUGCGGGAAGAGAGAGAGAGAGAAGGGUAGAUACAGCAGAAGUCCUCUUCUUUCCUUGCAAGAUCGGACUUAUGGGACGGUGAUAAACCUCAUUUUUAGCGACGAUCGGACUGUCGUGCCCUCAAGACCUAUACAACGCUCGGAGGGAUUUGAUUAGCGGUGUUUACGUUCACUUUUCCCCUAAAUCGCGUUUGAAGAUCUAUGAAGAUCUACUGGUUACUCGACGCGGAACUCAAUCCGUCAACUGCGCUAUGCUCAAGAACCGAAAGGGGGCCCGGCCAUGUCUUUCUCCAUCCUGCCGGCCAAAUAGUCUGGAAUAUCAUCUCGCACGAACUCGGUCCUCGCUACCGAUAGCUUUGAGGUGACAGGCAAAAUACCUGGGUGAACGCGGCGAAAGCUAGUCUUGAAAUAGUCUUGGACUAGUCUUCAAACUUACUCUGUCAGUUUGCUGCGGACCCACCGCAGCAGAAAAUGUGAGGCUGAUGAGUUAGUCAUCGCCGCACUCCGGAAGUUGCUUAAAUAAACUUUUUGGACCACGGUGUCUAUAAUCACAUAAUUUUCGUUUUCCGAACCCAUCUUAGCGCCCACUGUCUUCCCUUUGUCAGGUUCAUGCGGUGCUGCGAUAAGUGUAGAGAUACACUAAUUGCUAAUGGAUACACCCAGUUCACCGUAGAGGACUUUCAUGAGCAGGUAGGUUUUCUUACUUGUUCUUUGCUCUUGCCUUUUCUGCGUUAGAGCGCCCACUUUCAAAAUGCAGAAUCAUGGAUGAUGGCUUUGUAUUAUUGCUUUCACGUGUAGAACAAGAGGCUUUGCGAGUGAUUAUGUCCGACGCCAUAAGUUGCAUACAUUCGAAAUUUUGUUAGGCAGCGACCCUCGCAGCUGAUAACGGUCAUUAUGAUGCAACUGAACUCGAAGUGCACGUGGCCAAUCAAGAUUGAGACUUUCUUCAGGCUUUUUGUUUUGACAUUCACAGAAUUGUGUCACAAAAGCCAAAACACAUUCGCUCAUUUAGCGCUUUCUAUCAGUGUCUUCCGCCUGGUUAUGCGGAAAAAAUGAAGGUCUGGGCUUAGAGGCGUGACAUAACAUUUGUUGCCAAAACUGUUUGUUCUUACCGUAGCCUCAUUUGUAAUUACCGAUCUGUUGGGCUACAAGGGCCGAUAUAACGAAGACAGGAUUAUGCAGAUCUGCCAAAAGCCUAUCAAGUACGGAUAAUAUGAUGGAACUAAGAGGUUAACUGUUCUUGUCUUUGUUGACCCGUUUGUUGCAUGUUGCGUGCAUUGUGGUUGACUUUUAACCGUUUUUGUUUUGUUAAUUUUGUGGCAUUUUUCCUCCUCAGUUCACCGAAAUGGUAGAGCAGUUCAUAUCGGGCAAAAACAGUUUGGUCGAUCUGGAAGAAUUAUUCAACAAUCAGUCCUACUCGGAUUACUAUGUUGUCUUUUUGAGGUAUGUGAUUUCGUCAUUUUCCGAGAGUAAAUGCUAAUCACCGUCGCUGCUUUCCGUGCGUGGGUCCGCGAACGCCCCCAUGUUUUUUAGCUGCCCGUUUGAAGGUAACCAACGACCAAUUAAGAACUGUGACCUCAGCACUACGGAGGAGACAGUAAAUGCUUAGGUGCUUAACUUCACGACUUUCUUUUUAUAAUGAUAAAUUAUGAUUUAAACGCUUUUUUCCUGUCAAGUGGAAAGUGUGUUGCCGGUUUAGAAACGCUGAUAGUGUAAACACAUCCAGUCGCCGCCGACUACAUCCGCUCUUUAUGAGUGUUUAGUAAACAUCGCAUUUCGAAGGCACGAGAACGUUAUGAAGCGACACUAUUUUUAUGAUCAAAGCUAUGAGAAAUAGGGGAAGUAAGUGUUUGAUCAUGCAGUAGCGCACCUUUAACACUCGAAUCCGAACUGUUUUUCAGAAAAAAAACACUUAAACAAAUGCUUGCCCCCAAACAUUUCCUAAACAAGACGCGACUUUCUAAAAAGUGCUUAUGGAAAGCAAUUUCUAUUAAAUACUUUCGAAAUAGUACUUCCCCUACGUGACUCUUGGAAGUAAGAAAAAUUAACGCUACUGGACUUGUUUCCAUCGGGGAAAGAUUACCGGGUGCACGUCGACUUAAUCAGAGGCCGCCGCAGCAUCUUGUCUACGUUAAUUUUGGAAUGAUGCAACUAUCUCAUACCAGCUCAGAUAUUGCCAGUCAGAAGAAAUUUAAGGAUGACAUCGUUUUGUGCGGUUAGGUUGUUAUUACAGUAUCUGUUCCACCUCGUGAAAUGUUAACCGAAAUUUUGAAAUAUAUUUUCGAUUAUAAAACAUAGCUUUGGCGGGGUUAUGAUAUUUAUUAUCGUGCAACAUCCUCCCAAGAUAUUUCAGUCACUCCAGGUUUCCGUACUUCUCAGGGAACUUCUUUCUGGACGUCUGUUAGUCACUUUUGGUAAACGAUGACUUCUACAGUAGUGUGAAUUUCCCCGAUUGAUUUUCAAUGUCCCUGUAAACUCGAAUAUAGAAAGCACUCACGAAAGUAUUCUCUCUUGCUCUCAUCUGGUAGCGGAUUACGUCUUCGGACUUUUUACUUGAAGAGAGGGUAUCCUUAGGUUUUAAAAGUUCGUAGUUAUGAGAUUUUUUAGACUGCGUAAUGUCCAUUCAUACAGCAUCACAUAUGUACGCUUAUUAACGCUGUUUAUGAAGUACAGUGACCCCUCCUCAAUGUCUAAUAUUGCGUCCCAGAACCCGCCCGCGAAAAGUGAAAAUCUGUGAAGUAAAAACGCAAUAUUCUUAUGGUUAUUUUUGCAUAUUUUAAAUCCUUAUAGACCCUCCCACCCUACAAACAUUUCUCACGCAGUUAUACAACACAAACCCUUUAUAUUCUUUUGGCUGUUAAGUAAGAUUCGUUGAAGUCGUGUAUGGAAACACACUAUUUGUAUACCACGCACUUCAGUUUUAAACGCAUUAUAACAAUACAUUUUUUAAUAAAAAUAAUUUUAUAAGCACAACACCUUUACACAUCGAAGCUGAAUGAGCGAUACGAGAUGAUGGCUAACACAAAGCUGUAUCUAAUGCUGUUCUCCUUCGUUGAGCCAAACAGCGCCCAGAAUACUUAACCGCAUUCUUCUGAUUGCGUAACUUUCCCGCCAUCCGCCAGUAGCGUCCCCUGUGUAAGUCAAGUGGGCAAACCAACUGAGGAAGCAUGUACCAGAAAAAAAUCAUUUCCAUAGAAAUCUACGAUACAUAAUUAGAUAUGCUAGCAUUCAUAGUGACCCAACUGUGAAAAACUCGGCGUCUCGGUGGGAUUCGAACCCACGCAGUAAGGGGAAGGCUUUAGUACAGCCAAAGCUCUAACCACUUGAACUACGAGGUCUCGCCGGACGACGCGAGUUUAAUCACAUUUGGGUCAUUUUUAUAGAAAUCCACGAUACAUCUUGAGAUAUGCUAGCAUGUAAAAUUCGCAGCAGUCGAGGCGCGAUAUGACGAGGGAUUACUGUAUACAACAUGGUCUACAUUCGCUUUGACGUCUUCUUAAUGACUUGGGAAGGUAAUUAGUGUUCCCUAACGGAACCUAUACAGCAUGUAGUUUCGAGACCAUAAAUGCAAGUACAACUGCGGAUGGAGUUUAGAAGUAUUCGGUACUUGAACAGUUUUUUGGACCGUAAGGUGCGAUUUUUUCGAGCAUAGCAUAUGAAGCAGACAACUUUCUAUCAAGCGAGUGCAUGCUAUCUAUAAAGUGUUUUUGAAUUUUUAAGGCUAUUGAAAAUUAAUGAACAAAACUCAUAGCAUAUAAGUGGUCAUAUUUACUGUGUGUAGUUUCUUCAGGCGGCCAGAAAAAGUGUAUUCAAAAGUUGGCUUCCCGGCGUGACUGAAAUAUCUUUGGAUUAUGUUACACUACAGCCAAUUUUAUAACCCCACCCAAGUAAUCCAUUCUAAUGAAAAACACAUUUCGGGAUUUCGGUUACCAUUUCAUGGGAUAGGCCAGGUAAUGUAGACCCGAAAAAGUGCAAUUGCACGAUAUUGUUCUAGAAAGUAUUUGAAAUAUUGACACAUGACUGUAUUAACGCCAUAAUGUUUCGUCGUAAAAUUGUGCUACAGAAUCGGUGGAUCCAAACUGUAGGAUGUUGUUGCCAAGCAGGACAUUGCCCCUCUCGGUCUCAUUAACCACUGGUAAAUCCUGCCAGAGUUCAUGGACCGUAGCCACUCGGCCAUCCGAGAACCGAGUUAAGUCAAGACCUGCCCGCCAGCGUUUACACAGGGCGGUUGGGUGGAGGAAUAAGCGCCCGUAGCACCUUACUUCGGAGAAGGACAUCCCCACCCACCGUUUCCACAUAUCACAUAGAGUUUCAUAAUUGCCGGGCGGCGCAAGGGGAAAAUUCUGUGGAUGAUGGUCAUUACUCAUCUUACUAUACCCUGUGGCCUUUUCAUGAACAACCGAUGUGCCAGAUUGGUGCUCAUUCACGUGGUCAGGUCUUACCAUUGCACGGUCGCAAUUAUUUACUCCCUGGGGCCCAGUUUUCCUUUGCCGAGUGCCGAUCCACUAUCCGCAUCUUUAGAUGCUCCGGGUGGCUCCUUGAUAGCAGACAGACGCUGUCACCCGGAGACAACUUUGAACCCGCCGACGAGGAGCGAUCAAGUCCUUUUAACUGCUCUCCCCCUAUCUCCCCUCCUAUAGACUCCUCGUUUCGGCUUACAUACAGCGGCAUGCUGACUUCUACGCCAACUUCAUUUCUGAGGGCAAGACAGUUCGGCAGUUUUGUGAGACAGUGAGUCACAACCUCUGUGAUGCCCUCUUCCUCAUUUUUACUCCCGCUGAAAAGUAGAUUCUGGUGUUUGCUUGCUGUUGCUAAAUAGUUGGCCAUUAAAGUGGAUGCUCUUCAGAUUGGAUCAGGGCCCACGCCUUGCUGGUUGCUAUGUGAUGUUCGCCGAAUGCUCCUUCUGUUUUGCUCUGGGGUUUCGAUCUAUUGUCUUUUUAGACGGUCGCGGAGACUGAUUGAAUGACAGUUAAUCCUAAAAAAUUGAUAUCUAAAGGAGCACAAGAAACAGUGUAUGUUUGUUUCAGUGUAGUUGACUUGCUGACAGGGUUUGCUUCACUACGUCAGUCAAUUAAAAAAACUGAAAGCCGACGCCGACCGUUUACGAUGAUCGUGCUACACGCAGGACUCGUUUUUGACUCUGAAAUUUGUCUUUCUUUAAAGCCGGCUUGUAUUUGUUCUGUUCGUGGUAAAAAUCUGACUGCCUUUGCUAGCCACAGAGCGCUAGCCCGCAUCGGGUAUAUGGGAUACGUCGGUGUAUGCUUUUCCAGAAGUGUUGUCAACAAGGACGACAGACACUGGAGUGGGCAUUUCUAGCUCGCUUCCCGUAGUCAGUCAUGCCCCAACUCCAGAUUCUGAUGUACGCGAGCUUCGAACUCGGACCAGGCAAAGUGGUAAUGCUCACGUGUAUACCUAUCAGGAUAAGUCGGUGGCCCCCACACUCAUGUGAUCAUGCAUGAGUUCCUUUUUCGAGAAUGCAUCACCGUCCACGGCAAACAAUACUAACCCUUUUUAGCAGGCGCUUUCUGAGGUUUGAACAAGGCAAGGGCGACAAAACAUGCAGAAUUUACUGACGUCAUAAAUUUCGUGACCUCUUAUUUAACUGCACGCGGUCAUUGCGUAUUUAUAAGAGAAGGCAAACUGUUCAGAGAUCGACCUAGAGAGAGGAAACCUGAUAGGUAAGAUGAAACAUGAAUUGCUGGUCUGGUAUGGGGCUAUGCAUGGCGAGGGGGGAGGAGGGGGAGAGACUUCGGUGCACAAAUGAACGCACGUAUGCCGCCUCUAACUUGUUGUUCAUAAACACUACAACAGCCAUUCCAGUCAAACCAACUAAAGACAUUCUGCCUAUGCACGCCACAUCAAACUGUAUUCACGAGUUUACAUGUAGUUGCGGAUGCGAAUACAUUGGGCGCACGCAGAGGCAGCUGGGUCAGCUGAACACAUGCCGAAGUAGCUGUUAAAGGUGGAGAAUAAGGUACCCAGGAGCUCAAUUACGAAGCACCUAGUGGACACGGGCCAUACGGUGUACUGAAUGGUUGCAUUUAAGGUCCUUCUGGCAACGACUCUUGCGCUUCGCAGAGGCCGCUGCAAUACGGAGGACGAAACCAGGACUCUGUAAGCAGCUGGAUCACGUGAUAAACUUCGCACUGCCGUGGUAAGGGUCGGUAAUAGACGUAACUCCAUCCACAUAUCCGUCCUCUCACUCCCCCCCCCCGCUCCCCAGCAUGACUAACUGCCCUCCCGUGCGUUGCAGUUUUAAUCACGCACUGUAACCCGAACUCGCGCGCUUAGAUGACUUCUCCCCCCACGCCAUGCGCAGCCCCAUACCAGACCAGCAAUCCAUGUUCCAUCUUGCCUAUCGCGUUUCAUCUCUCCAGGUCGAUCUCUGAACAGUUUGCCUUCUCUUGUAAAUACGCAAUGAUCGCGUGCGCUUAAAUAAGAGGUCACGAAAUUUAUGACGUCAAUAAAUUCUGCAUGUUUCGUCGCCUUUGCCUUGUUCAAAAUUAUUCCGGUAAAACAGUGUUUCAACUUUCUGAGAUGGGUUUGCGUAUGGUAUCCGUUGAAGUCCUAGCUUCUAAAAAUUCCGUUGAUGUGAACAAAGGUAGGCGUUCCCGGGCCUUGACAAGAAGGGGUUUCGAGGAGUUCCUCGUUACUCUUCCCGUCACCGAUGUAACAUUUUUGACUUUGAAACUUCAAGGUAAAAAGCAUCAAAGCAUUCAUCUCUUCAAUUCCCUUAUCUUCUUUAGCGCCUCGGGCCUCACUUCCGUCACCCGUUUUGCAUUAACCCAACGCUCCCAUCUUUCACACAUCACCUACCGCCAUUUGUAUUCUCGUAGGAAGUGGAGCCGAUGGGUCUACAAUCAGACAACGUCCACGUUGCCGCUCUUGCUCUCGCCACGGGUGUGCCUAUCUGUGUUGAGAACUGUCAGGUCUCGGGGGGGCUGAACAAACUGGUCUUUCCUGCCACCCUAUCUUCCACCGACGCCGCUACCACUGAGGGCCACGCAAUGAAUGGCACCAGCGCCACUUCCACCGCCGCCACCACCACCACAUCUGAGGGUGUUACCUGUGAUACUCCUAUCACCCUACUUUACCGACCUGGCCACUAUGACAUUCUGUACAGCUCGUAA